This is a messenger RNA of Asterias rubens (European starfish), 2741 nucleotides long. RefSeq names its product gamma-aminobutyric acid type B receptor subunit 1-like. Gene Ontology annotation, molecular function: G protein-coupled GABA receptor activity. Lineage: Eukaryota; Metazoa; Echinodermata; Asteroidea; Forcipulatida; Asteriidae. Gene Ontology annotation, biological process: G protein-coupled receptor signaling pathway; gamma-aminobutyric acid signaling pathway. The coding region runs from base 205 to 2388 and encodes 727 amino acids. The record is from RefSeq and is a predicted model, not a curated record. Gene Ontology annotation, cellular component: G protein-coupled receptor heterodimeric complex; membrane. The transcript has 18 exons.
CGUCACACUUCGAGGCUUGUAUUUUAAGCCAGACAGCUGCUGCUGAGCCCACGUACAUGAUCACCUUUGUCCUCGCAGACUGUUAUACGGCCUUGAAGCAUUGUUCUCUGAAGAUUCGCAGUUAAAUCCGACGAACAUGUGUGAGGGCGCUACUUUGGAGCACACGUGAGAGCACACAAGUGUGAUGGAGGGACAGCCACUGACAUGAUGUAUAGAGAGUUGUACAACACCACUACCACUAAGAUCAUGAUCCUUGGUGACGGAUGUUCAAUUUCUACAGAGCCUACUGCCCAGGCAUCACACCACUGGAAUAUUAUACAACUUUCGUACUCAGCCUCAUCUCCUGCUUUAUCUGAUCGAGAAAUCUACCCGAGAUUAUUCCGAAUGUUUCCCCCCGAGACGGUAUUUAACGUGAUCAAGUUUGCUGUUUUUGAGCUCUUCAAUUGGCGGAAAGUGGUCACACUUCACCAGUCAGUCUACCUCUUUUCGAAGGCGAUGGUCGAUCUGCAGGAGAAAGCAGCAGAGCACAACAUCUCAAUUAUUGCCGCCGAGAGUUUUUUGGGUGACCCAGAGGCACAAGUUGAAAACAUCGAGAAAACAGGAGCUCGAAUAAUUAUCGGUGGCUUCUAUUCGGAAAUGGCAAGAAAGGUGUUCUGCAAAGCUUAUCAUUUGAAGAUGUAUGGCGCUAAAUAUGUAUGGAUAUUACCAGGAUGGUACAACCCUCUGUGGUGGCGGGUACCAGACGAUUCCAUUGACUGUACGAUAGAACAGAUGGAUGAAGCGACCGCGUACCACUUUGCCGUUUUCAUUGAUGCACUUCCACCACGUGGUAGCAGGGGACCAUCAAUCACAGGGCUGACAUCUGAGACUUUUCUGAGUAAGUUUCACGAGAUUGCGGGAGAAAACCCAGAAGCUCUCGUCGGGUACACCGAGAUUUCACUGGGCUACGACUCGGUCUGGGCGGCAGCGCUAGCCCUGGAAGAAGCAGACAGACGGCUCGGUAAUUUAGAUCCACCGAAGACAUUGAGCGACUUUGACUACAAUGACAACGUGACCAUCGAUAUCAUGUUCGACAUUUUCGACAAAAUGAUGUUUGAGGGCGUUUCGGGUCCAGUUCAAUUCAACGAAUAUGGUGACCGAGUUUGCCUCUUAGUUCUGCAGCAAAUCAAAGAUGGAAUACCUGUUCGGGUGGGAUUAGUUGACCCGACCGUAGGCGACGGUAAAAUUCUUAUCACAGAAGGCUAUGAAGAGAUCCAUUGGCCAGGAGGGAAGCCGCCCAUUGACCUCAUCAUUGAGCAAGAAGACUAUCAGACCAUCUCGCUGGGAGUGUUUUUGACCGGUACCAUCUUCGCCGUGUUCGGAAUCAUACUGGCCUGUUGCUUCCUUGCGUUCAAUAUUCAUUUUAGAAAGCUUCGUGUCAUCAAGAUGUCCAGCCCCAAUAUCAAUAACCUGAUGCUGAUUGGUGGAAUAUUAGCCUACGUUUCAAUCAUCUUUCUUGGGAUCGACAUGGCCAUUGCACCCAAAGAUACACUCGCCUGGAUGUGCAAGGCGAAUACAUGGCUGCUAACCAUAGGCUUCUCAAUGGCUUUUGGAUCAUUGUUCAGCAAGACGUGGCGAGUGCAUAAAAUCUUCACCAACAAAACGGCAAUGAAAACGGUAGUCAAGGAUUACUGGUUGCUAAGCUGUGUUGCAUCCCUCGUGGCGAUUGAUAUUAUCAUCUUGUUUCUGUGGGACAUUGUGGACCCUUUGGAGGUUGUGGAGAAAAUAGGAGUUAAAGUGCUGGAUAGUGAAAACGAUGACCUGCUCCACAUCCCAGUACGGAAUCUUUGUGAAUCCAAGAACCAGAUUUACUGGAUUGGCGCCCUCUACGUCAUAGAUGGAUUGCUGAUGAUCUUUGGAGCGUUCUUGGCCUGGGAGACCAGAAAAGUGACAAUUCCUGCACUCAAUGACUCCAAGUAUAUCGGUAUCUGCGUCUACAAUGUGCUGAUUUUAUCGUUCAUCGGUGCUCCAGUAUCUUUUGUUCUUGAGGAGCGGAACGCCCAUUACGCCAUUGUGGCUUCCAUUGUAUGGCUAGCAACAACAUUUACACUGUGUGUUGUCUUCGUGCCAAAGAUCAAAAUGAGGAAUGACGUCCGACCUGCUCAGAACACAUCAGUCUUGACCGUGGAUCGACCAGGUAGAAACACAGUAGACACACAGAAAGAGUUACAACUACUCAGAAUGGAGAUACGCCGUAUGAAAAAUGAAUGCAAAUGUUUGGCGAAAAAUGGCAGUACGAAUCCAGUAGUGGUUAAUAAUGGGCCAUCGGGGAACGCUGUGACUGAGGUUACAGGUACGAGUCCAGCGUCAGGUUCGCCGGAAAACUCAGCUCCCAGCAGCCACCAUUAGAAAUGCACACCAAAGAAAGGAGGAACCGUACCACGGUUCGUGGAUACCUUAUGCAUAGUUUUUCAUAUCAGUAGGGCGCCCUCACCUAGAGGUUAAAAAAAGGGCUGAUGGUUGACCAAAACUGUACACCGCCCGCACAACUGUGCAAUUUGUUUGUAUCAUCUUCGUUUUUACAUCUAAGAUGGCGGAUGGAUGACGUCAAUGCAUUGGGUCUAUGAUGGAGAGACUGGUAUUUGGAACGUUCAUUUGGUAGCAUAAAAUAUAACAUGCAAAACUACAGACGAUGUGACUUCUGACAUCACUCGAAAACCAUAACAUGAUUCGCGCGCAUACCGCCGGGCAAAACCUUCGUG